Molecule: messenger RNA, 1728 nt
Organism: Panonychus citri (citrus red mite)
Lineage: Eukaryota; Metazoa; Arthropoda; Arachnida; Trombidiformes; Tetranychidae
Product: 7SK snRNA methylphosphate capping enzyme-like
Exons: 3
Coding region: 126-1244 (372 amino acids)
Biological process (GO): snRNA modification
Molecular function (GO): O-methyltransferase activity; snRNA binding; RNA methyltransferase activity
Source: RefSeq, a predicted model, not a curated record
AGCCGAAACAAAAAUUUUGGCGAAAAUGAAAUGUUAUGAAAAUGACGAAAUAAUUUCUACUUCUAUUUGGUGAUUAAUUUAUAUUCUUAAUUGUUUAUUUUUUGUUUAAUUUGUUUGUUUCUAUUAUGCCAAAGAUCAGAGCCAAAGAUGGUAAUUUUCAAUAUGGAAAUUAUAACCGAUAUUAUGGUUAUCGGAAUCAAAAUGUUACCAUAGAUCCAAGGAUAAGCUGCUUUGAGUCUUGUUGGUUUAAGGAUCAACAUGUUCUGGACAUUGGUUGUAAUGUUGGUCAUGUUACACUGACCAUUGCAAGAGAUUUUAAUCCUUGUAAAAUAAUUGGUAUUGAUAUAGAUGAGAAUCUUAUUGAAGCUGCCAAACGUAACAUUAAAAACUAUGUAAAAAGUGAUCCGAAAGUUAGAGAUUCUCUGAGGAAACGAUUGGAUAUAAAUGUGAUUAGUAAACAUAAUUGUGGUCAAUCAAUUGAACCAAUAAAUGUCCAGUUGAAUGGUGAAGAGAAUGGAAAAUGUGAUGAAAUUGAUGCUAAAGGCGAGGAGAAAAAUUUUCCCAAUGGAAUGGAUCAUCUAAAUGGUGAAGCAAUUAAAUUAAACGAUCAUUCCAAGUCACCAAUUGAAUCUAAUCUGACAACCGUUUCUACAGAAUCAACUGAAUUUGCUGUUUCAAGUUCAUCUCAAUCUCUUCCAAUCAAUUCUUCAACCCAAUCUGAUCCAUCUACUAAAGUAAAUCUAAUUAGUCAAUCUUCAUUUGAUGACGAAUCGCCCACGUCUGUGAAAAGAAUUAAAUUAGAUAACAGUAAACCAGUUGAUUUCCCUCGAAAUGUCAAAUUCUUUUGCGAAAAUUAUUUCCUCGAUUGUGACGAUCUUUUGAACGGAGAGAAACCAGAAUUUGAUUGUAUUCUUUGCCUUAGUGUAACCAAAUGGAUUCAUCUGAAUUUCGGUGAUGAGGGAUUGAAAAGAGUCUUCAAACGAAUGUAUCGUCAAUUACGAUCUGGUGGAAGAUUAAUUCUCGAACCUCAACCCUGGUCUUCUUACAAGAAGAAAAAACUCACUUCAGAAAUCACAUUAAAAAAUUACUUGUCAAUCAAAUUUAAACCCGAUGAUUUCAAUGAAUAUCUUUUAUCCAGUGAAGUUGGUUUCAGCUCUUCGGAACUUUUGAAAACUCCGAUUCAUGAAUCUAAAGGUUUUCAAAGACCGAUUUUUCUAUUCCUAAAGUCCAAGGAAAGUUCAUAAUUUUGGGUCAUCCAUGUUGCCAUUUAAAUUAUCCUGCUAAACCAAAAAGUCAUUAAUUAAUUUAAUAAGUCAUCAUGCUAAAGUCAUUAUUCCAAAUGCUCAUGUUAAUCAUCAAUUAUUUCUCUCUUUCUCUAUUUUUUUUGCAUCUUGUUACUCUUGAAAUUGAGAAACUUUUUCAAAUGUUACAUUUUCAUUAUCAAAAACUAUCGAGAAAAAAUAAUCACAUUCACAUUUCACUUGUGCCAUUGAUGAAACAAUCAAAAGUGAUUAAAAAAUUUUCCUAAUUUAAGAAAAUUUGUUUAUUUCAUGUAACUGAAAUUCACUUUAAUCAAUACUCGAGACAAUUAAGAAAAUGAUUGAUCAGAAUUUUUGAAUUUCUCUCGGCUGACUGAGCCUAUUUUGAGAAAAUGAAGCUGAUCAAUUGACUGUUUACAUCCAAAGAUAAACAGUGAUUGAGAAAAGGCGUUGAUUAAGUUAAUUAAUU